UCCGCCCUGCUGUGCCUGUAUCUGCUGUAGAGUUGCGCCAGGCUGUACGUCUCCAUUAUAUAACUUUAAUGGACUCACGAGUUUAACGCCGCGGGAGCAGAGUGCAGGACCACACAUCUGUCCUUCUAUUUGCAUUUAUUCGUGGAUUUGAGUUGAGGGAUUGAAAAGCGAGGAGGGAGAUAUUGGUCACUUUACCCCCUGCUGGCGACGUGAGUUUAAAGUUGUCGACGUCUCGCAGAAAACGGUGGUGCGCACAGCGGCUCUCAUGGACUACAUGUAGGUCAGCGAACCGUGUGUACUUUUCUGCACAAACGCCGUUUUCUCCAGAUCAUGUUUUUCUUCUGCAGAAGGAUAAAGCCCCGUACGGAUACCACUGACAUUUUAACACCCAACCUUUUCCGAGCUUGACAGAGGUCUAUUUUUUAAUACAAUUUGGACGGACAGAUGACCUAACUGGAGGAGCGCAUCUUAUUUGAAACUACAGAUAAAGCAAUGGAUCAGGGAGGACUGAAGCGCAACGGUAAUCGAGACGACAGCCUGACAUUUCUGGAGCCUGGAGUUGGAGUGGGCAGAGAGUCAGUAGACACAGCUGGUUCACUGCUACAUGCUAACAUGCACCUGCCCAACAACAACACAGCCCCUCUGCAGAUGUCGCAGUCCACCGUGGCCUCCAAUGGACGGGUCGCACCCAAAAACCAAGUGAACUUGGUGAAUCUUUUUGAGUCUCCGGAUAUUUGUUUCAACAUUGAGGACAACCUGCCCGUGCUGAACCAUGGCAGCACUGAUCUGGACCGCUCCUCCACUAAUAUCAUCAACUCUUCAGACACGUCUGUCUUGAGGAACCUGCCCAUCCCAGAUCUGUUUGGGUCCCACAUUAAACAGGAGCAGGACUUCCCUCUGCACAAGGACAUCGGAGGGUAUAACACACCGCCCGGCUCCUGUGACCUGGACGGCACCAACGUCAGGCUGAUGGAGGACAGUGAGAUUUGGCAGGGUCUGGACCUUCCUGGUACUCUGCCUGAAAUCAGUGAUAUUGAAGUGGUUUCAGAGGUGGCCCUCCUGGAUAACAUCCUCCAUGAAACCGCCAGCAAUGUGGGAGUCCCAAUGCGGGGCAUGUUAAAGGAAACCAAGCCCCUAAUGGGUAACGGAGGCCACUGUUCUGGUGUGAACGGGACAGACCCCCACCACGCCUCCAUGCUUCACCAGGCUCAGGAUGUGCCGCUGCUGCACCACCAGCCCACCUCCCUCCUCUCCAGCGUCAUGAUAAAGGAAGAGAAGGAGGAUGACUUCAUUCACAUCCAAACGCCCGGAGUGGUCAAGCAGGAGAAGCCGGACAACUCUUCUUACUGCACCAACCAGUGUCUCCAGAACAGCUCUCUGCACGGAGCCCCUAUGCCCCCCUCUAUGGGGCACGGGUACCACUACAGACCCGCCCCAAGCUCCACUGUGACCCUGCCUGACCAGAAGCCAUUUUCCAUGUACCCCACACUGCCCCCGGUGGAGGAGGGCUGGGCGCGGGGCCGAUAUGGAGAGGGGUCUGGGAUGCAGAGGAGCGAGAACGGCCUGCCCUCCACCAGCCCAUCCCUGGCUCCGUACCCACUGAACUUCCCCAGCUCCACGUCCCGGACAGGAGAGACAGUCUCAUCAUCGGGGCAGAGCCAGUCCAAAUCGGGGAGCACCCAUAAGAUCUGCCUGGUGUGCUCGGACGAGGCCUCUGGGUGCCACUACGGCGUCGUCACCUGUGGGAGCUGCAAGGUGUUCUUCAAGAGAGCCGUGGAGGGAUGGAGAGCACGCCAAAACACUGAUGGUCAACAUAACUACCUGUGCGCCGGGAGGAAUGACUGCAUCAUCGACAAGAUCCGCAGGAAGAACUGCCCCGCCUGCCGCUUCAGGAAGUGCCUCCAGGCCGGCAUGAACCUGGAAGCGAGAAAAAACAAGAAGCUGAUGAAGAGAAUCAACCCGCCCCGGCCGUCCCAGGACCACACACCUCACAUGCCGGUUCCCAUCAUCCCCAUGGGCCUGUCCCAGCUGGUGCCUACCAUGCUGUCUGUGCUGAAGGCCAUCGAGCCUGAGAUCAUCUACUCAGGCUACGACAGCACCGUGCCCGACACCUCGUCCCGCCUCAUGACCACACUCAACAGGCUGGGCGGGCAGCAGGUCAUCUCUGCAGUCAAGUGGGCCAAGUCCCUGCCAGGCUUCCGUAACCUGCACCUGGAUGACCAGAUGACGCUGCUGCAGUGCUCGUGGCUCUUCCUAAUGUCCUUCAGUUUGGGCUGGAGGUCGUACGAGCAGUGUAACGGCAGCAUGCUGUGCUUCGCCCCGGACCUCGUCAUCAACAAAGAGCGCAUGAAGCUGCCCUUUAUGAACGAGCAGUGUGAGCAGAUGCUGAAGAUCUGUAAUGAAUUUGUGCGGCUGCAGGUGUCCUACGAAGAGUACCUGUGUAUGAAGGUCCUGCUCCUGCUCAGUACAGUCCCAAAAGAUGGUCUGAAAUGCCAGGCGGUGUUCGACGAGAUCCGCAUGACGUACAUCAAAGAGCUGGGAAAGGCCAUCGUGAAAAGGGAGGAGAACUCCAGUCAGAACUGGCAACGCUUCUACCAGCUCACCAAGCUGCUGGACUCCAUGCAGGAGAUGGUAGAAGGCCUCCUCCAGAUCUGCUUCUACACGUUUGUGAAUAAAACGCUGUGUGUGGAGUUCCCCGAGAUGUUGGCAGAAAUCAUCUCCAACCAGAUACCAAAACUCAAGGACGGGAGUGUCAAGCCCCUGUUGUUCCACUCGAAAUGACUGCCUUAAACUGUGAAGCAAUGCCUUAAUCAAACCCCAGCCCCAUCUGUACUGUACCAUGUAGGCUAUUACUCCUACCUGCGGCAUCAGCUUUCGUCUUUGCUUGUCCUGCCAGUCUCCACCUCAGACGCUUUGGAUCUGGGACUUUUCGCCACGCCAUUUUCACGUCAUGUUUAGUGGAUUUUAGGAGCACAAUAACCACCUUGGAUUUGCCUUCGAGGUUGCAACUUGGUGUCCUUCGACAUAAGACUAUGGGGAGCUGGUUUUGAAUGUUUUAAGGCAGGACAAAAAUGGAUUUUGUUUUAAUUUUUUAAGUUGUUUUUUUUCCCCCUUGGAGAUCUACUGCUGCGUCUCACCUCCAAUAGUUUUACCACAUUUUUGCCGAGAGGACAUGUCCACAAGUGAAAUAUUGUUGCCUGAUUGUAGUUUGGUCCCCAGCUUGGAGAAAAGUAUUCAUGUUGUGAGUAUGUAAUACAAAAAAAAAUAUUUAAUUUCAUUCUCUGUUUACCCACAAGACACCAGUGGACGAAACUGUGAAUUGUAAUAGAAGCAGUUUUCUAGACCAAUCUAGUUUUUCAAAAGUCAAAAAGGACUUUUUCGUGUUCUAAGUGUGCGUUUUUCUCAGUCCACAUAGCUGAAAGCUAAAGCUAAUGUUUACACAGGAUGUAUCUGAGAAGGGAAGACCAGUGCCUUUUUUAAGCUUUCCGAGCUCCACAUAGCCAUCCACCCAAAAGCUGUUUUUGCUAAAGAACCUUGACUUAUACUUCCCCCAUACAUAGUUCGCACAGUAGUCGGUUUGAAAUUUCCACCCAGGCAAUUCCUGUUUUGGUUCCAGUUGCUUUUCUCCAAGUGCUACUCAAAUGCACAGCUCUUAUAUAAGAAUUCCCAGAUGUGGUCCAAACAGACAGCGUGGUACCAGUCAGAAUUGGGAAAUGUCAGGACGUUUUCCAUAGCAUAGCACAGAUCUACUGCACCUGUCCAAUUGGUAUUUUUUUUAGUCAUUAUUCUAUAUUUACUAAGUUCAUGCAAAACUUAUUUGGGUGCAAACUUAAGUGAUUGUUGCAAUUUUUAGAAUUUUUGUCAAUUGAAAACUGGAUAUUUAAAUGAACUAUGAAUAUUUUCAAAUGAUUCACAAUAAUAUAAUUGUAUUUAAUCAAAGAGAUCAUUGACUUUGAAUGUAUAGUAUAUAUUUUAAUGUUGGCUAUCUAAAAGAGAGCAUUUGUCAAAUGUAAAUUCACAUUUUAACUUUUUAGUGUAUCACAAAAGAGCAACACAAAAGUAAGAGUUUUAUCUUUAAAUAGGGUGACCAGACGUCCUUAUUUACCCGGGACAGUCCCAGUUUUGAGCUCUGUGACCCUUGCCCCAGUGGAUUUAUCAAAAACCAUUGAUUUGUCCCAGUUUUAUACAAGAAAUGUUCCCGGUGUCCAUAUUUUUGACCAAUUUAAUCCCUGCCAAUAGUAAAGAGAGGUAUAAAUUGUAAUUUGUUAAAGUAAAAUACAGAAAAGCUGCUUAAAAUGACCAAAACAUAAAGAAAAUAUCACUAUAUUGACCCUUUAAUCAGAGUGCAGAACAAUUCUCCUUAAUAGGCUUUAUUCACGUUUACGUCACAAACCAGAAAGACGUUUGGAAAGUUGCAAUUACAGCUUCCUAGGCCCAGUUUUCUUCAUCUAAAUGUCAUUGUAGCAUUCCGUUAUGUUUGGCUAUACAACAAUUAAAGCCAUAUCUCCGUUUGGAUCACUUUCCACUGGCUACAGAAGAGACGAGGGCACCAAAUUCAAGAUGACUCCAAACAGCACAGCUCGUACUGAUCACAUUUACUUCAGUGGGUUUUAUCAGAGUCAGCAGAGGCGGUGCUACUAUUAGGCAAAAGUAGGCGGCUGCUUAGGGCCCGCAAACCUGGAGGGGCCCCCAACCAAUUGCCAUCAAUGCCAGUAAUGGCCGAGGCCUCAGAGCAAUUUGAUUUUCUCUGAAUAUGACAUUAAAUGAGAGUAGUUUACUUUCAAACAGUAAUCAUAAGAAAAAUAAUAAUCAUAUGUAGUGGAUGUAAACAAAAAUUUUAUUGUACGAGCAAAAAUAUAAAACUACUUUCAGCUCUGGUUAUCUAGGAGGCUACCGAACUAAUAAGACAAGUUUCCAAUCCACCGUAAUUCAAAUAAAGAACAAGAACAAUUGCAUUAUAGUGAGGGCCCCAAACUCAAGUUCACCUAGGACCCCCAAGUUUCUAACUCCGCCACUGACAGUCGGUAGGUGAGCUCAGUGUCGGUAACUACACCAGAAGUUGUAACCGCAUCUUUCCAAACAUCUUCCUGGUUUGUGAUGUAAGCGCCUGAAUAGAGCCUGUUACGCACUCGUUUCACAAUUUUAUUAUUACCAACCACUACAAACUGGGAGUGUCCCAGUGUUUUUUUUUUUUUUUAUUUUGGAAAUCUGGUCACCCUACUUCUAAUUUCAUUUUGAGUCCAACCCCCAGUCCCCCACUCGCUCAUUCAGCAUAUGUUCUCUUCAUUGAUCCAAUAUUGGUGAGAAAAGCUCGUGUACAUACGCCCCCCCCCUUCAUGCAGGUGACCUUUUUGUGAGAAGUGGUGUCCAAAUCCUCUUUUUGAACUGAAGCUCAGGCCGUGACCAGACGUGUUUCACUAGUGCCAAAAGUCUUAGCAGGUUUAGCAGAGAUUUUAUUUUUUCAACAGAGAGAGUAAAUACAAAUAUUAUAAUAAUUUAAAAAUAAUAUGGUGAUUGUUAUGCUUCAGGUUGUUCCAGCUUCAAGUAUUUUUGUGUAAUAUAUAAUCAGAUCCGAUCUUGUAUUUUUUGGAUUUGAAGGUGGUUAAAAAAGUAUACCUUUUCACCAGCUUUUGUGAUGGCCAAAGCAUUCAUAGUGCAGUGAAUUAAAAGCACACACCUUAUAGAAUAUAUUUACAUUUUAUCUACAAAACUGCCAAGUCUGUCGCAAAACAAAAUCACAAAAAAUACUACUAGAUGUUCAUCCGAAAUGGUACUUUUGUUUGUUUUUUUUUCCUUUCGUAGCGGUAAACGUCAGUCGGUUAGCAUAGCCUUUAGCCACAGUGACAGCGUGUUCUAUGCUAAUAAAAUGGCCGCCGGUGUAGAUGUGAACCACUAUUCUAUGAUUAACCGUACAUUCUGGAUUAUCGUGGCUAUCCUUACUGUUGUUUCUUUACAGUAUUGCAGUCAAUGGUGGUGGUGCUUGAAAAAUACCAGCUUUAACAUAAAACGUUAAUGUACUCAUAUCAUUAUUUCUGAAAAGGCCAUAUAGAUGUACAUAGAUUUUGGCUUAUACUGCAGCGCAGACAUAUCCAGUGCAAUUGAUGUCUGUUAUAUUACUACAAAAUAUUUUUACAUGGUCAUAACCUAUUAAUAUAUACUUUUUACACAUUUUAAAACUACAAGGCCUUGACGAAAGGGAGACACACAGCCAUAUUAGCCUAUAAAUAUAUAUAUCUAUCUAUAUAUAUUGUCAAAAUCAGGAACCCACAAUCAAUAUAUGAAUGCUUUUAAUUUACAAGAUGCGAUUUUUUUUCAAACUCCGGCUCCUUUGAUAUAAAAGUUUUGUAUAUUGAAGUUAUCGGAUUCUCGUUUCCGUUGGUUUGUGUGUAAAGGUUGUUCAAGUAGGAAAUGUUUGAUUUUAAAAUGAAAAAAAUAUAUAUUGUGAAGUCAUUGUAAAAUAGUGGGAAAGUGUACACUGUGUUUUCGAGAAGCUAAGGUCGGGGGAAGAGAACGGGCGGAGAUGAGGGUAUAUUAUCAGAGUGACCAAAGCAGAAGAUCACAAAGUAUUUAGACGAAAAUAGACAUAAACAAAGGUAGCACUUAAACCGAUUCUAAUACUUUUGUUAUUUUAAGUGGUAUCUUGUAUUGCUGUGAGGACUUACUGGUCACUUUAAAAAAAAAAUAGAGAAUAAAAUUAUUGUGGUAAACCUAGCCGAACAGAAUUGCACUACCCUCACACUGGCUGAUAAAGUCUAUUUUGUAUAAAAAAUAAAACAUGCAAAUAUUAUCUUGUUUUAAGGGCAGAUCUUAUUCACUGGUAUAUUAUGGCUAUGGCUUUCACUGAAGUCCGUUUUGUUCGUAUUUCAGUUCAUGUAAAUGUAAUCUAAUGUAAAGUUCAAAAAGUAUAAAAUGUUUGUUUAAAAAAAAGAGAAUAGUUUGUAUCACUUCUGUAUUACACCUCUUCUGUAGUCAUUGUCGAUACUUUCACCUAUUUGAUUCAAUGUUGACUUAAGCUAUCUGUGUUGUUCUUUGAUAUUGGAGUUAGCGUUGUGUCGGUAACAACUUUUCCUUUCUUUUUUUCUGUUGUUUUUGUCAUCACUGACUGAAAGAACUGAUUUCUCUAAGUUCAGACAUCUUACACAAUAAAGUUUUCCGUUUUUCAACGCUCA
Molecule: messenger RNA, 7169 nt
Organism: Boleophthalmus pectinirostris (great blue-spotted mudskipper)
Lineage: Eukaryota; Metazoa; Chordata; Actinopteri; Gobiiformes; Gobiidae
Product: glucocorticoid receptor-like
Exons: 10
Coding region: 493-2781 (762 amino acids)
Biological process (GO): regulation of DNA-templated transcription; nuclear receptor-mediated glucocorticoid signaling pathway
Cellular component (GO): nucleus
Molecular function (GO): steroid binding; zinc ion binding; DNA-binding transcription factor activity
Source: RefSeq, a predicted model, not a curated record